AUGGGCAUUCCCAUCGGAUGGAACAUCAAGCGCGAGCAAGCAAGGGACAAGGACCUUCUGCGAGCCGACUUGACGGGCCAGCGCUCGCCCAUCCGGCGUCGCGUCCGACCAAACCGGUCGCCACGGCCGCACACGACGCUCGACACCGAGUUCCUCAUCUCGGCGCCGGGCGCUGCUGCCCACAUCGAAUGGAUCCCGCGCUCGUCGCACCGCCCGCGCCUCGCGCCGCCCCCGGUGCCCGAAGUCUCGAGAUCAGACUACCGCGGCAAUGAGGCUGCCGGCAACCCCCCUCCGCCGCUGAGCCCCAUCAGCACCCUGCGCCGGUCGCGCAACCGCCUGGAUGAGUUCAUCCGCACCUAUGGCACCCGCAGGGCCCGAGACACGGAACGCUCUCUUGCAGGCCUCACCCCGGGCUUUGCGCCCGCCACAGCCUCACCACCUUCGCGCGCAGACACAGCACACGACGCGCGCGACGUUUCCCGCGUCCGCGAGCGGCCUUCGUACCGUCGCGCUGCCCACCCGAGAUUGACACGUUCGCGGAGCCCCCGCGCGGACCGAUAUGCGCCAAGGAGCGACGGCACCAGCACGCCUGAUGAAGACCACGAAAGCAGCGACAACACCCCCGUGGCCUUUCCACAACUCCGCAGAAUGGGUCGCCGCACCAUCGCCGAUGGACCGUUGCCUACAAGCUCGUUGCGCGAAUCCUGGAGCCCGGUGCCCGCUCUGGACGGCUUGGGCGACCGCAAUCGCAGCGUCAGUCCAUUCGACGACCAAUUGAGCUGGGAUACCUUCCUUACAACCGUCGUCGACGAUCCCGUUGCGCCAACUGCAACAUCGUCAUUUGCGUCAGCCGCCGCGUCAGCCUCGUUCACAGACUCGCACCCCAGUUCCCGGGCAGGCAGUUCGAACUCGGCCUCGUCCUCGCAGACCCAUCUCACGAUCCCUUCACGGCGCCCAAGUCCUCUGCAGCACGAUCAAUUCCUCCGUGCUUGCGAUACUUCAGACAACGACACGGCCUCAGACACGGAAGAGGACGAGGAGACUGAAGUACGUGUUCCCAUGCGCCGCCCACACACGGAACACCCGGGAGACGAAGACGGCCUCUCAAGUUCGACAGCGCCCCGUCGCAGAAUGCGGCCAUCAUACUUCUCAAACGAGCCCCCGAUGCGCGACGCAGAGCGCUACUCGCUUCGCAUAAUCGACCGGUCCCGCGACGCAAGCGUCUAUGUACACAACUUCUACAACCGAGCCAACCGAACCAACUGGCGAAACACGCAGACGGAAGAAGCCUCAAGGCCUCCAAUGUCGCAGCUCGACGGACCUGCCGACGAGCCUGCAAACACGAGUGAGGAGGAGACCCCCCCGCCAUUGGUACGGGCCGAUUCUACGCCAUUAGACCAGGAACUCCGUGACGCCCGGUCCUUGCUCGAGCGUCUUGCGCACCGCCAAGAUAUCAGCGACGACUUUUGGGCCUCGGUCGGCUUGACGCGAUCUUUUGCUGAUCCCGUUGAGCGCUUUCAAGAGCUUGAACGUCUUUGA
Molecule: messenger RNA, 1539 nt
Organism: Exserohilum turcica Et28A
Lineage: Eukaryota; Fungi; Ascomycota; Dothideomycetes; Pleosporales; Pleosporaceae
Exons: 1
Coding region: 1-1539 (512 amino acids)
Source: RefSeq, a predicted model, not a curated record